AUGGCUGCAACUUCAACAGCAUCACAUCUUCUCUUUUCAAGUUCCCAAUCCAUUCUCUCUCGUUUCUCCCCCUUCCAACUACGCGGGUUGGACGCCAAGACUCUCAACGGUGGCGUCAGAAGGAGGACAAAGCUGGCAGGUGGUGGCGCGGGAAUACGAUGCGUGGCGGUGACGACAAAUACAGAGACAAAGAAGAGAGUGAUUGCUUCUCUAGUUCAAAGGGCUAGCAUUUCUAACCUCACUGAAGUUCUGGGUGCUGUUAAUGUCCAAGGAGAGGAUCAGAAAAAGCAUGAUGUAUUCUCCAACGAGGUGUUCUCUAAUUGCUUGAGGUCAAGUGGAAGGACAGGAAUUAUUGCAUCCGAGGAAGAAGAUGUACCAGUGGCUGUGGAAGAGAGUUACUCUGGCAACUACAUUGUUGUUUUCGACCCUCUUGAUGGAUCAUCCAACAUUGAUGCAACUGUGCCCACAGGUUCAUUUUUUGGAAUUUACAGUCCAAAUGAUGAGUGCCUAGCAGAUAUUGGAGAUGAUGCCACGGUCAUCGAUGUACUCGAGCUCUGUGAUUUCGUGAUCACCUUAGGAAAAGGUGUUUUUGCAUUCACAUUGGACCCCAUGUUUGGGGAAUUUGUGCUUACUCAAGAAAACAUUCAGAUACCAAAGGCUGGAAAGAUUUAUGCUUUUAACGAAGGCAACUACCAGUUGUGGGAUGAUAAAUUGAAGAAGUACAUUGAUGUUCUUAAGGAUCCUGGUCCAAGUGGCAAACCUUAUUCUGCUAGAUAUAUUGGUAGUUUGGUUGGUGAUUUUCAUAGGACUUUGUUAUAUUGUGGGAUUUAUGGGUAUCCCAGGGACAAAAAGAGCAAAAAUGGGAAGCUUAGACUCCUGUAUGAACGUGCACCAAUGAGCUUCAUUGUUGAACAAGCCGGUGGCAAAGGAUCAGACGGGCAACACAGAGUCCUUGAUAUUCUACCAACUGAGGCGUGUCAAAUGAUACUAGGAAAUUUGAUCUCUAUUGCAUAUUGUUUACAUUAUAUUCCUCAGGUUUCAUCUUUCAGUUUCGAUUUUUUUUCUUGCAUUUUCGUGCAGAUACAUCAGCGAGUGCCCUUGUACAUUGGAAGUACUGAAGAGGUGGAGAAAUAUUUGGCUUAA
Molecule: messenger RNA, 1143 nt
Organism: Fraxinus pennsylvanica
Lineage: Eukaryota; Viridiplantae; Streptophyta; Magnoliopsida; Lamiales; Oleaceae
Source: the annotation of a GenBank genome assembly